Messenger RNA from Micropterus salmoides (largemouth bass), 1510 nucleotides. RefSeq names its product ankyrin repeat domain 29 (gene ankrd29). The coding region runs from base 409 to 1164 and encodes 251 amino acids. Gene Ontology annotation, molecular function: protein binding. The record is from RefSeq and is a predicted model, not a curated record. The transcript is spliced from 11 exons. NCBI's taxonomy places the organism in Eukaryota, Metazoa, Chordata, Actinopteri, Centrarchiformes, Centrarchidae.
AGAGACAGCCUUCCCUCGCUUCACGAACUGGGCAUUAAUCAUCGCACCUUGCAAAACCUGGAUAUGCCAUGGCUGCUCUUCCAGAUCUCCCACUCGGUCAGGACCGCCUCAUCUGAGUCUGACGCCACGUGCUGUGGGCCGCACAGCAGGACAGAGAGCAGAGCUGCCCUCAGCAGAAAGCUGGCCUGCUGCACUGCAAGGACAAGAGCAUCACAGUGGGAAGGAAACACCCCUGGCUAAUGCUGUGUUUUGGGCAGCGAGGAAAGGGAACUUGGCUCUACUUCAGCUGCUGCUCAACAGCGGGCGCGUGGACGCAGACUGCAGAGACAGUGUACGGACGCUGCAUGUCCUGGCUGCUCAGCUGCACGCUUUAACCAUAACCCACCUGUGUAUGGAACGACAGCGCUGAUGGUGGCGUCAUACAGUGGCCACUAUGAAUGUGUCAAAGACCUUAUCAUGCAAGGAGCCGACAUCAACUACCAGAGAGAGACAGGUUCUACUGCCCUGUUCUUCGCCUCCCAGCAGGGUCACAAUGACAUUGUGAAACUCCUCUUUGAAUUCGGUGCCUCCACUGAAUUCCAGACAAAGGACGGUGGCACAGCUCUCACUGUCGCCUCGCAGCACGGACACUCCAAGGUGGUGGACACCCUGUUGAAGAAUGGAGCCAAUGUUCAUGACCAGCUGAACGAUGGUGCCACCUCUCUGUUUCUUGCUGCCCAGGAGGGCCAUGUGACUGUGAUUCGUCAGCUGCUUUCAUCUGGUGCCAAGGUUAACCAAGUGAGGGAGGAUGGCACUGCCCCCCUGUGGAUGGCAGCUCAGAUGGGUCACAGUGAGGUGGUGAAGGUGCUACUCUUACGUGGUGCAGAUCGGGAUGCUGACAGACAUGAUGGAUCAACAGCGUUAUUCAAAGCAGCUUUUAAGGGACACAACAGCGUCGUCGAGGAACUUCUCAAGUUUUCUCCUUCACUUGGCCUUCUCAAGAACGGCUCUACUGCCCUUCAUGCAGCUGUUAUGGGUGGAGAUGUUCGGACUGUUCUGCUGCUGCUCGGGGCCAACGCAGACCCCACACUACCCAACAAGAAUAAUGAACUCCCUGCAGAUCUUACAAAGAACGAUCGCAUCCUAAAGGUUUUACAUCCAAAAAUCUUAAAUGGAGGCAGCUGAUGACAACCCAGACUCCUGCCUUCAUGCCUGCCUGUACCACACUGAUGAUAUGUACUGAGGGGCAAAUCUGCUCACCUACAACAUGUACUGUACAUGGUGCUUGCUUUUGAUUGAGGCUGAAACUAAGCUGUCAUAUGUUGAAUAAACCUGGAUAAAAUCUAGAGCAACAAUGUGCGACCAAAAUGCAUUUAUCUGCCAUGUGCAUCUCCUUUCCGCCAUUGUUCUACAGUAUAUGCAUUUAUUUUUGUUUACCCCAGGUGUUGUAAGAUUUCUAGAUAUUUUGCACACGUUUUAUUUGCCUUUUUAAUAGAUGUAAUAAACUGUAAAUUUGUUAUUCAAUCCAUAA